This is a messenger RNA of Tigriopus californicus, 2148 nucleotides long. RefSeq lists its product as uncharacterized. Lineage: Eukaryota; Metazoa; Arthropoda; Copepoda; Harpacticoida; Harpacticidae. The transcript is spliced from 6 exons. The record is from RefSeq and is a predicted model, not a curated record. Bases 471 to 1958 code for a protein of 495 amino acids.
UGUUUCAGGUCUCGAAGCAAGACUAUUUGGACAUCAAGGAGGCAAGCUGUCGCAAGGAAAACUUGAAUAACGCUCUGAAGGAAAAGUUCCAAAGGGACAAGGAACAACUCCAACAAACCGUCGGAACACUUGAGAGUCAGAUCGCACAUUUGAAGAAUCAGCAUCAGAUCGAGACGGACAAACUUCAGAACGAGAUCCUAACCUUGGAGAAGGACAUUGCUGAAAGUCGUAAUAUCAUCCAGCACGUGGAGCAAGACAAGCAAGAUUUGAAGGCCAUUCACGAGGACCUUGAACUCAAGUUACGGAAGGCGGAGAACGAGAACAAGAUCGAAGUUGAACUGUUGAACAAAACCUUGGAGUCUCUACGAGCAAAAUCGUCCAAUCUCAGUGAUGAGCGAUUCACUUUGCUCUCUAAAGAGCGUCUUCAACUGGAGAAAGAUCUAAGUGAUGCUCUGGUGGAUAACGAAGCCAUGAGAAAAAAGCUUGCAGAGUUAAAUGAGCUCAUCAAGCAAAGAGCCGUCGAUGAAUCUCAUACCAGAGAAUUGCUUAAUUCUGAGCUGGUCAAAACCAAAGGUGAAUUAACACGAUUGGCCAAUUCCCUGGAUUCCAAAGAGAAGGAAUUAAGUCAAGUGAAACGAUCAUUGAAUCAAAGCACCAAUGAAGAGCUCCUAGACAAGCGGAAACAACUUUCCAACUUGGAGAGUGAUAAACUAGACGUUGAUAUGCAGCUGAAAUUCGCUCAGCAAAAGGUCAUCACCUACGAGUCUCAUGUGGAACAUUUGAACGAGAGGAUCAAUCGAUUAGAGGAAGAUUUUGAGUCUGUCAAAGAGGAAAAGAAGGCCAUUUUAGGCAAGUUGAAAAAGAAAGAGGCGGAAAUGGAACAGAUCAAUCUCCAAGUAGUGGAACACCUAAAAUCGCAGCUCAAACUUGAAGCAAGAAAAUUAGAGAAGGAAAGAGAGAAAGUGGAAACCUUGGAGCAAAAGCAAAAAGAUUUGGAGCGAAGUUCUCAAAGGACGCAAAACCAUUUGGAUGAGGUCAAUCGCGAUCUGAAUCACGCUGCCCAAGAGAAGAAAUCUCUGAAGGACGAGAUCAACUCUGUGUACGAAAAAAUUCAUGUUUUGGAAACCAAGUUGGAUGAAGAGAAGAGGAAGUUCUCCCAUUCUAGUACCCAAAUCGCUCAACUUCAGGAUCUCGUCAACGAUCAAAGAUCCAAAACGGAGUCCUCCGAUCGACGCAUAAAACAACUGACCCAAGAGAUCCAAGGGGAAAACGCUAAAAGACGGGAAGUCGAAUUCAAGCUUGAGCAGAACAGAAGUGAAAAUGGCGAGGACAAAACAUCCAACCAAGUUGUUAUUGAGAGCUUAGAAGACGAGAUGGAACUCCUUAAAAAACAGAAUACAAAUUUGGCGAAGAAAUUUGAGGAAGCGAGCAAGAAGUUGGUCACUGUUGACAGUCUCAACAAGAAAGUCAAGCUCGUGAACACGGAGUUGCAAAAGAAGAACAAGCUCAUUGAAGAUUUGGAGGAGAGGCUGGCAAAUAUUCAUGAGCACGAAGCCUCGUCCUACCAAAAAGAGGUGAGGAAGUUCAAGCUCAAAUACGAAAUCAUGGCCCGGAACGAAUUGAACCAGAAAUUGGCCGAAAUCAAUGCAUUCCUCGAGGAUCGAGCCAAAGAGCAAUCCCAAAACGAGAAGACCAAAGAUGAAGUGAUGCAAAACAUUCAGAAAGACCUCGGCGAGAGAUUGACACAAUCCAAAGACGAACUAUCCGGCAUCAAAUCACAGAUGAAAGAAACGGAGAGGGGCAUCAAGCAGCUUCAAAGCCAGUUGCAUCAGAGGGAACAAGAGCUCCUUUUGGAACGGUCGUUGCGGAAGCAAUUGGAAAAGCAGCUCGGAAGCCCAAAUGAGCUGAGUCAUUUCAAAGUCAACCCAUUCAAUGAAAAGCCAUUCAUCUAUCUUUGAAACGUGCCAAGAUCCACUAUUUGUGGUUGCAUUUAUUAGAAAUGACCAAUUCUAGUCACUCUGAAGCACUCUCCUGUUUUGAUUCAUAAUCAUAUGCUUACUGUUAUCUUAUUUUUGCCCUCAUGUUUAAGGGCGCUUUUCUAGUCCCAAACUCAUUGUGAUAGACGUGUUUUCAAUAAAAAAUGAUCUC